Molecule: messenger RNA, 285 nt
Organism: Acaulospora morrowiae
Lineage: Eukaryota; Fungi; Glomeromycota; Glomeromycetes; Diversisporales; Acaulosporaceae
Source: the annotation of a GenBank genome assembly
CGACUAUCAACCCAUGUCUGAAGUAAUGUUUGUUACUAUUGGAAAGAAUAAGGGAGCUGGUCUUUUACCGAUGUUUGGUGGUCUGGUUGUUGGAAGCUUCCUAGUUAAACAAUUAAAAGGCAAAGAUUUGACUGUCGAUAGAACCUGGAAAACAUUGAAUGCUAAACAAAAAAAGGAAACCCCCGGGAUCAACUAUUUUCGCAUUUUUCUUUACACUUGUAUUGCAUUAGCUGUUUAUAAAUAUACAUCGGAUUACCUUCCCAUAGAUUAUUUUACCAAUAGAUU